Messenger RNA from Acanthamoeba castellanii str. Neff, 888 nucleotides. RefSeq lists its product as uncharacterized. NCBI's taxonomy places the organism in Eukaryota, Discosea, Longamoebia, Acanthamoebidae. The record is from RefSeq and is a predicted model, not a curated record. The transcript has 7 exons. Bases 1 to 888 code for a protein of 295 amino acids.
AUGCGAGCCGCGUUGGUAAAGCGAAGCACCUCCCGCCUGCACCCCCUGACCAGGGGGCCUUGCGCGAGCUCGCUGCGCUGGUUCGGGACAGCAAAGAAGGAGACUGCAAAGGCCACGGCCGCGCACGCUUCAACGCCGCUGGAAGCGUCGAACCUGCCAGACCCGCGAGCGUUCGCGCAGGAGAAGGCCUUCUGGGCCACGCAGGAACCGCUUAAGCAGAAGCGCCUCCAGGCCAAGGAGAAGGGCGAGGCAUGUCUUCCUUUCUCCCAUCACUGCCCAAUCCUCUCGCCGCACUUUGUGUUCCUUGAGGGUUCGGGUGGUGCUGGCAAGAAGGAUCUCCUGUGGCGCUUGAACAAGAUGGGCCACGAAGUCGUCUUCCAUCCCUACCUCACCUUCCUUCUUGACAGCCAGUACCCCUACACGCCCACGCGGGACCACGACAUACUGCAGGUGCGGUGGGGCAACAAGAUCAUCAAUGCCUUGGAGAACAUCGCCUCGCUGUCCAAGACCGGCAAGGCGUACAAGAGCAACCUGGUGUUCGUGCAUCGAAGUCCCAUUUCAUCCUACCACUAUGCCCGCGAUAGGAAUCCUGACGAGGCCGCGCUCUACCUCUCCCUCAUGCGCCAGAUCACAACAGAGCGUCUGGGCGAGCGUCUCAUGGUACCUCCCGAGAAGGAGAAGGCCCUGCGGCGGGAGUUGGGCGAGUCGACCGACCUGGACGUCAUCCAGCGCGAGAUCGACGCCUACGAGCGACUGCUUCUGACCCCACCUUCUACUGAGCGAGAGCACCACGGCAUCGGCGCCACGGUGAUCCUCAAGACCUACGGCGUAGAGAUGAACUGGGUGUGGGAGGACCUCAAGAAGACCUCCUCCCCUCCAGCCCACUAA